AUGUGCUAUCUUCCUCUACCUCUACACCUCUACGAGGACUGGGACGACGAAGACGACCUAGCCUACAAAACCAUUCUCGCUAACCUGGUCAACGGAGAGCUGACCCCGUCCGAAGCGGCCCACCAACUCGACAUUGUCUUCACCCAGGAGUUCACCGCGUCUUACAAUCGCAUUCGCAACCAACAAACCCCUUCCAACUCACCCCCGAGGAAGUCGCCAGUGGCGUUACCAACAUCCGCGAGGUCGCAGGAUGGCCCGAUGGCGCUACGUGCGAUGCCAUUGCAUCAUGUUAUGUAUCUGGGGCUGGAAAUGCUUCCGAGCCAUUCGAGAAGUUCCAACUGUGGCCGAUGGUUGGGAACUGGUGUGGGAUAUCAGAUGAAUUUCGACGGGAGUUACCUGGCCUGUUCUUCCUCUGCUGCGGGAUGUGUGCUGCCUCUUAAUACUAAUGUCACCUCGUCCAAAGAUUGCGCCUACCUCCACACCAAACAUGAACAACAAGACGAGGCUCACCUUACGACCGAUGAGAAGCACAUCCGUUGGCGCAACUUCCAGUCGCAAUUGCCCGGAACACGGCACUGGAUCUUGUGGACUGCGCGUCCUUCUGCGCGCUGGAGGAUAUCGUUCCGAGAGUGCGAGUAUGUGUACGCGCAGUGCAAGCGAAGGAACACUGUCACGGACCCUUUGACGGAGAUGUGGAGUAUGGAGCGGUGGACGCUGUGGAAGCAACUGUUUGCGGACAUUGUUACGGGGGAGGCUGAUCAAUUUGCCUUGGAUACUCGUCAGCUGGCGAAGUUGGCGCACGAGCGUAUGGUGGCAUGCGAGGAGGCGGACCAGGGUGAGAGAACGAAGAAGGGCCAGUGA
Molecule: messenger RNA, 861 nt
Organism: Aspergillus homomorphus CBS 101889
Lineage: Eukaryota; Fungi; Ascomycota; Eurotiomycetes; Eurotiales; Aspergillaceae
Exons: 3
Coding region: 1-861 (286 amino acids)
Source: RefSeq, a predicted model, not a curated record